Molecule: messenger RNA, 1421 nt
Organism: Oppiella nova
Lineage: Eukaryota; Metazoa; Arthropoda; Arachnida; Sarcoptiformes; Oppiidae
Source: the annotation of a GenBank genome assembly
AUAAAGUAAAUGUUAUAAAAAGGUUUACAUUUAAUGCAAACAUACAAUUCAUUAAACAUAAAUAAAAAUUUUAAUAACAUUCUCAAAUUAAACGCUAGUUUACAAUAAUGCCAAUCAAAAAACUAACCGUGCUGUUGGCCCCUGCUCAGUUUGCGGGCUCUGUGAACGCUAGUAUAGGUAUGGCUGAGGUGUUGAGAGACACCGGUCGAUACAACUGUGUGUUUGCGGUUAACAACGAUUGGAAGUCACGGCUCGAGUCCAUUGGGUUUGAGGUGAAACUUCUGGGACACCCGGUGGCCGGGGAUGUAGUGGUGACUGACUCGACUGAGAGCAACGUGGCUGAGAUCGAGGAGUCGGGCCUUUUUCAAAACACCACUCCAUUGGAAAUGGCUAUUCUUGUCAACGAUUGGAUUCUAAGCUAUGGUCUCAAAGAAAUGGCAGAAACAGAUCCAUUGGUUAAGACUAUUAUAGAGGAUCUCAAGCCGGAUGUCAUAAUAAGUGACCAGCUUGUUCAAUUACCAUCGAUUGUCACAUCAGGUAUACCCUGGAUAUUCAGUUGGAGUGCUAAUACAUUGUCAUUAAACUGCGGAUACCCGGUUGACAUACUUCCACCACCAUUUUUAGGAUUGCCGACAAAUAGUGGGACAGAAGUGAAGGAGAAAUACAGACAACAAGUGUGGGAAAGAAGUCGUGAAAAGUGGUAUAAAUAUAGGGAUCAAUUGGUUUCAAUGGGAUGUCCCAAACUUCAGGAAUUCCUAUUCUGGACCCCAUCCCCCUUUGCAAACAUAUAUAUGACUCCUAAGGAAUUGGAUUAUACGGAUGUCAGACCACUUCCCGACACUUUCCAUGCAUUUGAUAAUUUUAAACGAACCGGAAAUGAAGACAAGUUUGAAAUCCCGGAAAGUCUUAAGAAUAGAUCCGGAAAAUUGAUUUACUUUUCAUUGGGUUCUAUGGGUUCUGGAAAUGUGGAGCUUAUGAAGAGAUUGGUUGCGAUUUUGUCCAAAUCUAAGCACCGGUUCAUUGUCUCCAAAGGUGUCAAACAUAAUGAGUACGAAUUGGCGGACAAUAUGUGGGGCGAGAAAUCUGUCCCUCAGAUAAAAGUGUUACAAAUGGUAGAUCUGGUGCUAACACAUGGGGGAAACAAAUCGGUGACGGAAACCAUGUAUUUCGGGAAACCUAUGAUAGUCUUACCACUCUUUGGGGAUCAUUCGGAUAACGCACAGAGACUUCAAGAAAAAGGGUUUGGGAUUAGACUGAAUCCCUACGAGUGCUCUGAAAAUGAAUUAUUGGAUUCAAUCGACAGACUAUUAAGCGAUCAAAUAUUGACCCAAAAGUUGGCAAAAGUGUCGCAAAGAAUUCAAAGCGAAAGGAAUAUCGAAAAACUCGUCAAAAUUGUCGAUAAAUUAGUUAAAAAUAAAUAG